This is a messenger RNA of Papilio polytes (common Mormon), 634 nucleotides long. RefSeq lists its product as uncharacterized. Lineage: Eukaryota; Metazoa; Arthropoda; Insecta; Lepidoptera; Papilionidae. The record is from RefSeq and is a predicted model, not a curated record. The coding region runs from base 160 to 441 and encodes 93 amino acids. Gene Ontology annotation, molecular function: serine-type endopeptidase inhibitor activity. The transcript has 3 exons.
UUUUGAACAUGUGUUCCGCUUUCCCGCGCAUUGUGGACCGCGUGCCAUUUUACAACUGUGACAAAUACAUUUUCAAGAUAACUCCGUGAGGUUUCCACUAUGUAUAUAAACAAACCGCGAUAACCAGAACAACGAUAACCCCAACAUCGAUUUGACGCCAUGUUGAAAAUUUAUUUUUUUAUCUAUGCUUUAUCGAUGAUUGUAAAUCAAAUUGAAUCAUUGGAUUCAGAGCUAUGCAAGUUACUUGUGAAGGAACGACACUGCAUCAUAGAAUACGCUGCAAGAAACAGAUGGUCUCACACUGAACGUUAUUCUUACGAUUGGGAUCAGAAGAAGUGUAUUUUAAUAAGAUGGGCAGACCACUGCGGCGCCGUGCCCGCUCAGACUAACAACUUUGCCAGCGACAGCGAGUGCCGGAACGAAUGUGGAGGCUGGGCCUGACAUAUAAUAGUUAUUUUCUUUCUAUGUUAAUCAUUUCUGAAUUAAAACGGAUUUAUAAAAAGUUGGGUUUUAUAAUGACGUAUUUAUAGAAAUAAUCUUUUAUAAGAUCUUUCUUUUUUAAUAACAUAAAUUGUUUAACUCCAAUUACUUGUGAACGUACGUAGAACAACUUGUGAUUUUAACAGCUUCAUUA